Messenger RNA from Leptinotarsa decemlineata (Colorado potato beetle), 381 nucleotides. RefSeq names its product 15-hydroxyprostaglandin dehydrogenase [NAD(+)]. The record is from RefSeq and is a predicted model, not a curated record. Gene Ontology annotation, cellular component: cytoplasm. Gene Ontology annotation, molecular function: oxidoreductase activity, acting on the CH-OH group of donors, NAD or NADP as acceptor. NCBI's taxonomy places the organism in Eukaryota, Metazoa, Arthropoda, Insecta, Coleoptera, Chrysomelidae.
AUGAGUUUUGAACAAGGAAAAGUGGCAAUUGUUACUGGUGGUGCCAGUGGAAUUGGUUUAGCUAUCGUCAAAAAAUUUCUGCAGCAAGGCGCUAAGGGUGUAGGAGAGGUAGAUAUUUCCGAAGAAACUGGCAAGAAAGUUGUCUCGAGUUUGGAAAAAGAAUAUGGUGAUAAAGUUAUUUUCAUCAAGGGAGAUGUCUCAAAAGAGGAAGAUGUUAGAAAUGCAUUCGAUAAAAUGAUAAAGGGAUUCAAAAACCUUGAUAUUGUGGUCAACAAUGCUGGAAUCGAAGAAGUCCCCAACUAUGAGAAAGUUGUAUCUAUUAACUUGGUGGGUAUUUAUGUUCCUUAUUUUCUUAUUUGUUAUAAUAAUGGAAAACUGUAA